AUGCCCUCCCUAAAAUUGCCGGGUCUGCUCCACCCAGGCACCGCCACGAAGGCCGACGACCGGACACGGUUGGCUACCGUGUGCGAGGCCGAAUCCUACGACGCACCAUGCGGGUUUGCCUGCCACGGGGAGCACGACUCGAGGAGCAAAUGGGCACUCUUCUUCCGAUCACAGCCCGUCUUCGCGCAGUACUUCAAGCUGCUCGUGCUGUUCGUGUUCGCCCUGGCGCACGUCUUCUACAUCACCGACUUUUUGGAGGUGUUCAGGGCGUAUGAGGAAACGGAGAUGUACAUCGCCGCAAGGUACCCUGGAACGUCAAACCAGGACGCGAAUGGGAUCCGCUACGUCAUGCAUCUUCUUGUGGAGUACAAGAAGAACCUGUGGAUGAGCGUGGCCGCGAUGUGCGCCAGCCUUUCCGCGUCGUGCUUCUUCCUGCUGCUGAUCAACGAGGAGAAGUGCUACAAGCUGUACACUGUCAUGAUGCGCGUUCUCGACAUGGUGUCCUUCUUGGCCCUUCCGCUCCUUCUCGUCUUCCGCAUGUUUACCGUAACCCAGCUGAACGUGCAUCUGAAUCGGGUGUUGGUUGGAUUGUCGCGGCUGUCCGACCCGUCGCUGCUCAUGAACCGGCUGAAGUGCAGUAUCGAGGAGCGAGAGAAUCUUCCCCUCUGCUCCCUCGUCAUCGAGCGUGCCAUCUUCCCGGUCGUCGUCCUCGAGUAUCUCCUCGUGCUCGCCGUCAUCACCGCGGCGUACAUCGGCUUGGCGUACGCGAUCGUCUACUGCAUCCGGCACUGGUUCCCCCAUCAGGGACGUCACCGUGUCGUCCGUUCCGUUUCGCAACGACUUUACGGCCCGCUCGUCUCCGCC
Mesorhabditis spiculigera is the source of this 864-nucleotide messenger RNA. The record is from the annotation of a GenBank genome assembly. Lineage: Eukaryota; Metazoa; Nematoda; Chromadorea; Rhabditida; Rhabditidae.